Morchella importuna is the source of this 2964-nucleotide messenger RNA. RefSeq lists its product as uncharacterized. Lineage: Eukaryota; Fungi; Ascomycota; Pezizomycetes; Pezizales; Morchellaceae. Gene Ontology annotation, biological process: protein targeting to vacuole; Golgi to vacuole transport. Gene Ontology annotation, cellular component: membrane coat; endosome membrane; AP-3 adaptor complex. The record is from RefSeq and is a predicted model, not a curated record. The transcript is spliced from 9 exons. The coding region runs from base 1 to 2964 and encodes 987 amino acids.
AUGUAUGAAUUACUGGGAACCUCAAUAUCGACAUACCCCGAGCCCGGUGCGCUGCUAAUCCUGAUUCCUUUCUCUAUUAACAAUGUUCGAGAAAACGAAGCGAAGUCUCAGGAUAUCGACAUCAAAGCGGCCGCUAUACUGAAACUUGUAUACCUGGAGAUGUUUGGACAUGAUAUGUCAUGGGCUUCUUUCAACGUCUUGGAAGUUAUGAGCUCCCCCAAGUUUAUGCAGAAACGUGUAGGCUACCUUGCGGCUACACAGACCUUCACACUGGACACAGACGUACUGAUGCUGACGACAAAUCUCCUCAAAAAAGAUCUCGGCUCCCGCUAUCCUCCCGAAAUAUCACUGGCUAUAAACGGCGUGUCACAUAUCGUUUCCCCAUCACUUGCACGGGACCUCUCACCUGAUCUCCUCUCUAAACUCUCCCAUACUUCCCCAUUAAUCCGGAAAAAGGCUGUUCUUGUGCUUUACAAAUGCUUCCUCCAAUCCCCUGAGCUACUCCGAACCUCAUGGCCACGCUUACGGGAAUGUCUGAACGAUGAAGACGGUAGUGUGGUCUCAGCAACUGUAAAUGUUGUUUGCGAACUUGCCCGACGCAAUCCAAAGAACUACCUGCCUCUGGCCCCUCAGCUAUUCAGACUACUCACAGAGACGCCGAAUAACUGGAUGACUAUAAAACUGAUUAAACUCUUCGCGACCCUCACUCCUCUCGAACCGCGGUUGAUAAAGAAGCUUACACCACCUAUUACAAACCUAAUCCGCACCACACCUGCCAUGUCACUCUUAUAUGAAUGUAUCAACGGUCUCAUCUCCGGUGGUCUUCUUGCCGGGAUACAAGGAACAGAUGAAGGCGAGGAUUUAGCCUCCGUCUGUGUCACCAAGCUUCGCGGGUUCUUGGUAAUAGGAGACAGUAAUCUGAAAUAUGUCGGGCUCCUAGCAUUAACUAAGCUUGUCGCUACACAUGCGCAUCUUGUCGCGGAGCACCAAGAUGUUAUUCUGGAUUGUAUAGAUGAUACGGAUAUCAGUAUCCGCUACAGAGCGCUUGAACUAGUUGUUGGAAUGGUUAACUCCGACAGUUUACCGGAAGUUGUUGGGCGGCUCAUUAGGCAGCUAAAGCCAGCUGCUAACAGAGGAGAGGAGGAGUAUGUGGAGCUUGAAGGAGCUGCUGAUGAGAGUGAGGAGGAGGAUAUGGAGGAGGAUGUCAUGCGUGGCGGAAAACGGAAAGGCCAGCUAGUUUUGCUAGAGCUGCCAGAGGCGUACAAGAGGACGGUUAUAAAGAGGAUAAUAGAAAUGUGCUCGAGAGAUUUGUAUGUAAAUGUGGGCGAUUUUGAGUGGUACUUGGAUGUACUUGUGCAGUUAGUUAGAUAUGCACCGCCGGUUUCUUCGUUGGCCGAUGGAGAGCUACAGGACGACUCGGAAGAUUUCGACGAGGACGAAGACGAUACAGAGGCCGAGAAAGAGAAGGAUGUAGGGGAAGAAAUUGGGAGAGAGUUGAGGAACGUCGCAAUCAGGGUUCGAAGCGUUAGGGCAGAAGCUGUUAGAUAUGCAGAGAUGCUUAUAGGGAGGCAUGAUGGCAUGUUUCCCGCUGCUGGUGGAGGAGGAAAGAGAGUCCUUGGAGCGGCUGCAUGGAUUGCCGGAGAAUUUUCAAGUCUAUUGACUGACUCCCAAGAAGCGCUGAACUCACUUCUCCAUUCGUCAUCUCCACUCCUACCACCUGAUAUAUUAGCAAUUUAUAUUCAGGCAAUUCCAAAAGUCUACGCUGCCAUAACUGGUUCUGAGAAUACACCGUGGACUCCUGCUCGUAAAUCUACAGUUACGCUCCUUACCACACGCGUUAUCACUUUCUUCGAACCACUGGCCAUUUCCCCAAAUCUUGAAGUACAGGAGCGCGCCGUCGAAUUUCUAGAACUUUUCCGCCUUGCAUCUGAAGCUAUCGCCUCAACACCUGCGUCGAUGCCGGACGCAGAAGAAGAAUACGACCCCCCAUUAAUCCUCACACAGGCGAUACCAGCCAUGUUCAUAGGACAGGAACUCAACCCUGUUGCCCCACGCGCGCAACGGAAAGUACCAUUGCCGGAAGGACUUGACCUAGAUGAACCUAUCAAUCCAAACCUGCAACAGCUGCUACGGGAAGCUGAAUAUACCGAUAGCACAUUAGGAACAGACGAGGAAGACGAUGGAUUUAGGGAGUGGUAUUACCAGAAGCCGAUACCAAAGGCUUCAAAUACUCCUGCUUCUCUAGGCGUCGAUAGCGCAUCUGCAAAGGCGUUCGGCAACAGCAGUGGUAGUGGAAGCUAUCAAGGCGCCAUGAAAGAAGAGGACUACCUAGAUGCGGACAUCCUGGAACGUCGAAAACGGGAUCGAAGGGAACGAAACAAAGAUGACCCAUUUUACAUCGGUGCUUCAGUCGUAGGGGAGGGUGAGGAGAUUGAUCUUGAUAGUAUCCCCGUUAUGAAACUUGAUCUUGGGGAUGUACCGCCCGCCACUUCCCACCAGAAGGCUCAGACCAAGAGAAGACGUGAGAGGGUUGCUAUCGCGGCCGACGAGGGCAUAGCCGGUGACGAUGGUGAGGACUUUGUCGGUGAGGUGGAAGCGGCAAAGAAGAAGGGUAGGGGGCGCAAGGGGCUUCUUCAAGUUGAUUCAAGUGGUUUAAUGGGGUAUUCUCUUGAUGGUGAUGGGGAGGGAGAAGGGAAGAAGAAGGAAGAAGAGGCCAUUAAAGCUGCAAGAGAGCAGGUGGAGAAGUAUAGGAAAGAGAUGGAGCUGGCAACAGAGCGGGUCAAAGCCCGUAAUAGUCUCGAGAUUCCCAAGGUGAAGGUGAAAAAGGUGAAAGAAGGUGGCGAAAAGAAGGUCAAGAAAGUCAAGAAGGACAAGGGAAAAGAAAAAGAAGGCACAGAAAAGAAAAAGAAAAAGAAAGACACCGAAAAGGAUGAAACUGGUGCUGAGGCUGGUGUUGAAGUAUAA